ACUAGCCUACUAAUCAACCACCUCUGCGCUUUCUCCCACCUCCCGUCCCGAUUCCGUCUCCAAGCUCCUCGUCGCCUCUAUAAAUAAGGCGACCCCCGCGGCGGCCAUCAAUUCGCGUCACCGCCCAGAGACCGUGAAUUAUUCUUCCGCCCGCCGCAAAACCCUAGCCGCCGAUCCCAUGGCGACCGCCGCCAGCCAGGCGAGCCUCCUCCUCCUGAAGCAGCUCAGAGAUCUCGCCAAGCACCCCGUGGAUGGGUUCUCGGCUGGGCUCGUCGACGACAGCAACGUUUUCGAGUGGCAGGUCACCAUCAUCGGCCCGCCCGAGACCCUAUAUGAUGGAGGCUACUUCAACGCAAUAAUGAGCUUCCCACAAAAUUAUCCGAAUAGCCCUCCAUCAGUCAGAUUUACUUCUGAAAUGUGGCAUCCAAAUGUUUAUCCGGAUGGGCGGGUAUGCAUUUCUAUUCUUCACCCACCUGGUGAUGAUCCCAACGGGUAUGAGCUUGCGAGUGAGCGUUGGACACCAGUGCAUACGGUUGAGAGUAUAGUUCUGAGCAUCAUUUCGAUGCUUUCUAGUCCAAACGAUGAAUCACCAGCAAAUAUUGAAGCAGCUAAGGAUUGGAGGGAGAAGAGGGACGAGUUCAAGAAAAAGGUAAGGCGUGCCGUAAGGAAAUCACAGGAAAUGCUCUAAAUAAAAUGGGAGUAUCGGGGAAGUUAGCCAUGCCGUUUCAGGUGUGCAAGGUUUUGCUGUUGAUCUCCAAAUGUCCAUCCGACACUAGCAAUUUCACUUCUCCCCUGUAUAUUUUCCUUUCGGGGCCUGUUUGGAAGGAGUAUUUCUUGGUAAAGUUUUGGUAUUUGAACUACAUACUAAAAUUUUAUCAAGAAAUGUCAUUCUUCCAAGGCAACAGCCGUUUUGUGUCCCCAGUGGUGGUCUUGGUUUUGUCACCAGAAAUGCACUGGGACGGGACGCCUAUUUGAAAUGUCCAGUUGUUGUAUCAUGUGGCUUGGGCUAUAACUAUUGAGAAACUUGGGAGUGCUGCCACCUACCAUAAAUUUUUGUACCGAAUCUGAUAUAAAAGGACACAUGCAUGAUCAGCUAAUUGUUGAAGUCCAA
Messenger RNA from Brachypodium distachyon (stiff brome), 1111 nucleotides. Its product is annotated as ubiquitin-conjugating enzyme E2 7. Gene Ontology annotation, molecular function: ubiquitin conjugating enzyme activity. Lineage: Eukaryota; Viridiplantae; Streptophyta; Magnoliopsida; Poales; Poaceae. The record is from RefSeq and is a predicted model, not a curated record. Gene Ontology annotation, biological process: ubiquitin-dependent protein catabolic process; protein polyubiquitination. Bases 179 to 688 code for a protein of 169 amino acids. The transcript has 6 exons.